GUAAAUAUAAGACGCCUCUCUUUUCGCUCUGACUAUUCAUUGCUGUUUCUCUCUGUUUUCUUCUCCCAUCAAAUUGGAGUAGAUACAUCCUCUCCCUCCUCGCCGAAGGAAAUCGUAAACAGCAAAACAAAAGAAAUGUCCACUCUCACUUUCUUCGAGCGUCUUUCUAAAACUUUCCAUGACCAUCGCUCUCAUCUUAAGCUUGUACUCCUCUGCUCCGCCGUUAGUGGUGGUGGUAUCUUGGCUUACGGUGAGUUGGCUCCAUCGGAAGCGGCGGUUACCGAUAAGAAAAAGGUGGUGGUGCUGGGAACUGGUUGGGCGGCAACAAGUUUCAUGAAGAAUUUGAACAAUCCGAGAUACGAGGUUCAGGUGGUAUCGCCUCGUAAUUAUUUUGCAUUCACUCCUCUGUUACCUAGCGUAACUUGCGGCACCGUGGAAGCGCGCAGCAUUGUUGAACCCGUUCGCAAUAUUUUUAGGAAGAAAAAGGUGAACGUGCAAUUCAAUGAAGCAGAAUGUUACAAGAUUGAUGCGGAAAAUAAGAAAAUUUAUUGUCGAUCUAAAGGAAACAAUAAUUUGAAUGGGAAAGAAGAAUAUGAAGUGGACUAUGACUAUCUAAUCAUCGGCGUGGGCGCUACUGUCAAUACAUUUAACACACCAGGAGUGGUGGAGAAUUGUCACUUUUUGAAGGAAGUUGAAGAUGCCCAGAAGAUUAGAAGAACAGUUAUUGACUGUUUUGAGAGAGCAAAUUUGCCUGAUAUAAGUGAGGAAGAAAAGAAGAGAAUUCUUCAUUUUGCUAUUGUUGGAGGUGGACCAACUGGAGUGGAGUUUGCAGCUGCACUUCAUGACUUUGUCAAAGAUGAUUUAGCCCGUUUAUAUCCUGGAAUAAAAGAUUUAGUAAAGAUUACACUUCUGGAAGCUGGAGGUCAUCUCUUGAGCAUGUUUGACAAAAGGAUAACUGCUUUUGCUGAAGAUAAGUUUCAAAGAGAAGGGAUUGAUGUGAAAACAGGAUCCAUGGUUGUGAAGGUAUCCGAGAAAGAAAUUUCCACCAAAGAUCUGAAAAAUGGAGGAGAAAUUAAGACCAUUCCAUAUGGAAUGGCUGUCUGGUCAACCGGUAUUGGCACUCGUCCAUUUAUUAGAGAUUUUCUGUCCCAGAUUGGUCAGGCUAGCAGGCGUGCUGUAGCUACUGAUGAAUGGUUGAGAGUGGAAGGAUGUAACAACGUGUAUGCUCUUGGUGAUUGCGCUACGAUAAAUCAACGAAAAGUCAUGGAAGAUAUUGCCGCUAUCUUUAAGAAGGCCGACAAAAGCAGUUCAGGAACGCUUACGGUCAAAGAAUUUCAAGAGGCCAUGCAUGACAUUUGUGAACGAUACCCUCAGGUUGAGCUGUAUCUGAAGAGUAAACAGAUGCGCAACAUUGCUGAUUUAUUGAGUGAAGCCAAGGGAGAUGUUAAAAAAGAACCAAUUGAACUGAAUAUCGAAGAACUCAAAACGGCCCUUUCCAAAGUGGAUUCUCAGAUGAAAUUUCUACCUGCUACAGCACAGGUUGCAUCUCAGCAAGGAAUUUACCUAGCCAAAUGUUUUAACCGGAUGGAAGAGUGUGAGAAAAAUCCAGAGGGUCCUCUCAGGUUCAGGGGAGAAGGUCGUCAUCGGUUCAAACCCUUUAGGUACAAGCACUUAGGUCAGUUCGCUCCUUUGGGAGGAGAGCAGACAGCUGCCCAGCUUCCUGGGGAUUGGGUUUCAAUUGGUCACAGCAGUCAAUGGUUGUGGUAUUCUGUCUAUGCAAGCAAACAAGUAAGCUGGCGUACAAGGGCACUAGUAGUGACAGACUGGUCAAGACGUUUUAUUUUCGGGAGAGAUUCAAGCCGCAUCUGAGGAAGUUUAACAUUUUCCGGGAUCUUCGUUGACAUCAUGGAGUGGGUCAUUAUUUUUAAAUUACUUUUAAAAUAGGAUAAAUUUUUUUUCAAUUACACAAUUUCAAUUCUUGACCAAAAUUCCACUAAUUCUUUGAAUAAGUGCACAAGCGCACUCCUUGCUGCGUUGCUGGACAAGGCACAGCUGAGAUUACUUCAGGAGGACCUUUUUACUGCGUUUGGAAUUAAAGUUCAGUAGGCCUCCUAGUUUUGAAAUUAUAGUUUAGGUUAUGCUCGUCUGCAAUACCCAAUUUUUAAGUAGGUUAUUCAUAUCAUAGUUAUUCUCUUGUUAUUUUUCCCAUGUCCAAUCUUGUCAGGAAGAUUAGCGAAACUUUAUUGAGUAAUUUUUAAUUAGGAAAGUUAUAUUUA
This is a messenger RNA of Cicer arietinum (chickpea), 2276 nucleotides long. Its product is annotated as external alternative NAD(P)H-ubiquinone oxidoreductase B2, mitochondrial-like. Gene Ontology annotation, cellular component: mitochondrion. Lineage: Eukaryota; Viridiplantae; Streptophyta; Magnoliopsida; Fabales; Fabaceae. The record is from RefSeq and is a predicted model, not a curated record. Gene Ontology annotation, molecular function: calcium ion binding; NADH dehydrogenase activity.